GUCACUCCUUACAACUUCACAUUCCACACUUGACAUUGUUUGUGGGGGUAAAUAGAUUAAUUCAUGGUGAAAUUGAAGAUUGGGGGAAUGUGGAUCGGGAUUCUAGAGGUGGAACUUGAGACAUGGUCGAUCCGUAUGUUAAGGGAAGAGGUUGCCAAACGAUCAAAUUGCAACCCUAACUCUGUCAAUUUGAUAUGCGCUGGCAAGAUUCUCAAGGAUGGUGAUGGUCAACACAAUUUGACCCAAUUAGGUAUCAAGAAUAACGCCAAGAUUCUUGCCACUCGUAUCUGUGUCGAACAAGGCAAAGCUAUCAAACAAGAGAUCAUGGCCGAGGAAGAACACUCUCACAAACUUGCUAGGGUCAAGGCAGCUGCCAUUGCAGUGGCCAAAAGGCAUGUAGAUGAUCUAUUACCUAUCGAAAACUUCACCACAGAAGUUGAAGGUCAAAUGGGGAAGAAAAUAAAAUUAGCCUCCGAGACUGAUCAUCAGAGGGCCAUAAUGACGGGAUUGGUGUUAGAGGCAAAUGGAAAGCGUCUAAUUCGACAGGGAAAGUAUAAAGAUGCAUUAGAAGUUCUAAGCAUGGCAGAGGAAACAUUCUCUCUUUGUGAUGAUUCUGACACCCUUGAGCUUAUUGACAUCAUUCCGAUAAUGCAAAUAAACAUGGUGUGGUGCUACUUUAUGAUGCAAGACAUCAGUUCGUUAUCAGAGGCAGGAAAACUUCUUGCAAAGGCUAGGGAAGGACUUGAAGAUGCUUAUGGGAAGCAUGCUCUACGCGCCAGACUUUUAAAAAGUGGUUGCUUUCUAGAACUUGCAUGGCAUUUGAGACUGGAGCUGCUCGAAGGAGUGGUGGCCUAUUAUAGUGGUCAAUUGGAUACAGCAAGAGAAGCACUGCUUUCUGCACAAGCAAAAUUUGAAAAGUUGCAAGUAUCUGAUGAAGAUCUGUCGCUCGUAAUGAGCAUGGGCUUCACCAAAUGUGAUGCCAAGAGGGCAUUGAAAAUGAAUCUACAAAACAUUCAAGCUGCAGUCAAUUUCCUGAUUGAGGAAAAUGCAGAAAAAGAUCAAAAGCAGAAGGAAAGAGAAAGUGAAAUCCGGAAGCAGAAACCUGUAGAUCUACAAAGAUUGAACGAGCUGGAAUCUGUUGGGUUUGAGAAGGACAUUGCAGCUGAAGCUCUCCGAAGAAACGGAAAUGUUUUUCAGAAAGCGCUGAAUGAUUUGACACAUCCAGAAACUUUUUCUGCUUUACAGGCUUAUAUCGAGUCAGAGAAAGGGAAGAUAGUUGAAGAGAUAAGAACUUCUGCAGCUCUUGCUGCUACUGAGGCUGACCCCAACAUAAUACAAUUUGAAACAAUGGGAGGAAGAAUGACGACAGCACGUGUGAGUCGUGUGACAGACGCCAACAUGCAACGUGAAGUAAAUCCAAGUGGCGGUGCAAGUUCAUCAUCCUCUUCUUUACCACCUCAGAUUAAUGCUUUUGUUUGUGAUCUUCAAGAUCCAUCUAAUAAGAGUGAAGCACAAAAGAGAGAUGUAGAGAUGGAAGAUGAACUUUCUGCAGAUAUAGCUGAAUCAUCAGAUGCUUUGGCUGACUAUGACAUCGAAGUGGACAUAGAAGGGGCAGCUAUAACUGAGUACUUGUCUUUGGUGGAGACAGCAGCAGGUGGCAGAAGGAAAGAGGAAGAAGAAAACUAUUCUGUUGAGUGAUUAUCUUUUUGUUAAUGUAAUAAGCAACAUGGUAUAUGAUACUUUUGAUCACUUGGUGGGUGAUUUAUGACAGGGGAAUGGAGCCUUGAAAACUUUUUUUUUUUAUAAUAAUUUUGUGAAACCUGGAAGCUCAUUUGAUCCAACUCAUUUGAGAAUUAAGAUAA
Glycine soja is the source of this 1862-nucleotide messenger RNA. Its product is annotated as NEDD8 ultimate buster 1-like. The transcript is spliced from 10 exons. Gene Ontology annotation, biological process: regulation of ubiquitin-dependent protein catabolic process. Gene Ontology annotation, molecular function: protein binding. Lineage: Eukaryota; Viridiplantae; Streptophyta; Magnoliopsida; Fabales; Fabaceae. The record is from RefSeq and is a predicted model, not a curated record. The coding region runs from base 64 to 1698 and encodes 544 amino acids.